AUGAGCUGGACGAGCUCAGACGGACAACUUCCGGGUCUCAAACUCGUCCCAUCCAUCUUAUUUGUCCUAAGUGCAUGCAUUCUCCUCGCAGCCGGUAUCCUUCUCUCCUGGGUGAUCAGAGCCCAGGCAAUUAGACGGCGACAGAUUGCCCUCGAGGCUCUUCGCGCUGCUGGACUAUUGGAAAUUGAUGAAACAGCAACAAGAAGCAAGUUGAAAGAUGUCCCACCCAUCCACGAGUCGCUGCUCACGGCGGGUGGAUACAUUCGAGGGUGGGAAAAGUACGAAUGGUCAGAUAUCCAGCCAAUGUCGCUUUCGACCGAUCGAGUGGCUCUCUUUGUGCGAAUGCCAUCCACUGUGGAUUCUAGGACAUUUGCAGAAGAUGAAAUAGAAUUAGGAACGAGCUCUGUAUGCAUAGACGACUACUGUGUAUUAUAA
Serendipita indica DSM 11827 is the source of this 435-nucleotide messenger RNA. NCBI's taxonomy places the organism in Eukaryota, Fungi, Basidiomycota, Agaricomycetes, Sebacinales, Serendipitaceae. The record is from the annotation of a GenBank genome assembly.